Oncorhynchus mykiss (rainbow trout) is the source of this 5013-nucleotide messenger RNA. The record is from RefSeq and is a predicted model, not a curated record. Lineage: Eukaryota; Metazoa; Chordata; Actinopteri; Salmoniformes; Salmonidae.
GUCGUUGUCAUAUGAAUUCAUGGUUCACGUUGUUUCACUGCAUUUCCAGCUACAACAUGGGAUUUGGGAACGACAAGUGAUAGUGUGAUGACUGUAUAUCAAGUUUAGUGUGAACAACAGUGUAGAAAAUAACAGUUUAUGUCCUAGAUCUGUAUUUCUGCCGGAGGUUGGCGGGGACAAACAGAAGUCACGAUGGUGAAAGAGCAGUUUAGAGAGACCGAUGUGGCCAAAAAAAUAAGCCACAUCUGUUUUGGGAUGAAGUCGGCUGAACAGAUGAGACAGCAGGCUCAUAUCCAAGUGGUCAGUAAGAACCUGUACAGCCAGGACACCAGCCAUACUCCUCUACCAUACGGAGUACUGGAUCAUCGCAUGGGCACCAGUGAGAAGGAUCGUCCUUGUGAGACGUGUGGGAAGAACCUGGCUGACUGUCUGGGACACUAUGGGUAUCUGGACCUGGAGAUGCCCUGUUUUCAUGUGGGCUAUUUCAAAGCCACCAUUGGAAUCCUACAGAUGAUCUGUAAGACGUGUUCUCACAUCAUGCUGACCAAAGAGGAGAAACUACAGUUUAUGGAUGUGUUGAAGAGGCCAGGCCUAGCGUACCUCCAGAAACGAGGAAUGAAGAAGAAGAUAUCCGACAAAUGCCGCAAAAGGACAUUGUGUCUCAAUUGCUCCACGUUAAAUGGACCAGUGAAGAAGUGUGGCUUGCUGAAGAUCCUCCACGAGAAAUACAAGACAACCAAGAAAGUGGUGGACACUGUAGUAUCAGACUUUCUCAACUCAUUCGAUAUCGCAAUAGAACACAACAAAGAAGUGGAGGGCUUGCUUAACAGGGCUCAGGAGAACCUGAGUCCUCUAGUGGUACUGAACCUCUUCAGGAGGAUACCAGCGGAGGACAUUCCCCUGCUCCUGAUGAACCCUGAGGCAGGUAAGCCUGCAGACCUCAUCCUCACCCGCCUGCUGGUACCCCCGCUCUGCAUCCGCCCCUCUGUCAUCUCAGACCUCAAGUCAGGUACUAAUGAGGAUGACCUCACCAUGAAGCUCACAGAGAUCAUCUUCCUCAAUGACGUCAUCAAGAAGCACCGUAUGUCAGGGGCCAAGACCCAGAUGAUCAUGGAGGACUGGGACUUCCUCCAGCUGCAAUGUGCUCUCUACAUCAACAGUGAGCUCUCUGGCAUCCCCCUCAACAUGGCCCCUAAGAAGUGGACCAGAGGCUUCGUUCAGAGACUCAAGGGCAAACAAGGGCGAUUCCGUGGAAACCUCUCGGGGAAGAGAGUGGAUUUCUCUGGGAGAACGGUCAUCUCUCCAGACCCCAACUUGCGGAUUGAUGAGGUGGCUGUCCCUGUGCACGUAGCCAAAAUCCUGACCUACCCAGAGAAGGUGAACAAGGCCAACUUGGAGAUGCUGAGGAAGCUGGUGCGGAGUGGUCCAGAGGUCCACCCUGGAGCCAACUUCAUCCAGCAACGACACACGCAGAUGAAGAGGUUUCUGAAGUACGGGAACCGAGAGAAGAUGGCCCAGGAGCUGAGGUUUGGAGACGUGGUGGAGAGACACAUGAUCGAUGGAGACAUCGUCCUCUUCAACCGACAGCCCUCUCUACACAAACUCAGCAUCAUGGCUCAUAUUGCCAAAGUGAAGCCUCACAGAACGUUCCGGUUUAACGAGUGUGUGUGCACGCCGUACAACGCUGACUUUGACGGGGACGAGAUGAACCUUCACCUUCCCCAGACAGAGGAGGCCAAGGCUGAAGCCCUGGUGCUGAUGGGGACCAAAGCCAAUCUGGUGACCCCCAGGAACGGAGAGCCUCUGAUUGCUGCUAUUCAAGACUUUCUGACAGGAGCCUACCUGUUGACCCUGAAGGACACAUUCUUCGAUAGGUCUAAAGCCUGCCAGAUUGUGGCCUCUAUCCUGGUGGGGGUGGAUGAGAGGAUCAAGAUAGCUCUCCCACACCCUGCCAUACUCAAGCCCAUGACUCUGUGGACAGGGAAGCAGAUCUUUGGUCUGAUCCUGAAGCCCAGUAAGGCCUGUCCAGUCAAGGCCAACCUGAGGACCAAGGGAAAACAGUACAGUGGCAAAGGAGAGGACCUCUGCAGCAACGACUCCUUCGUGGUGAUCCAGAACAGUGAGUUGAUGUGUGGUACCAUGGAUAAGGGCACGUUGGGCUCUGGCUCCAAGAAGAACAUAUUCUACAUCCUGCUGAGAGACUGGGGGCAGCUGGAGGCAGCCAACGCCAUGUCUCGUCUGGCCCGCAUCGCCCCUACAUACCUCUCCAACCGGGGUUUCUCCAUCGGUAUUGGUGACGUGACCCCAGGCCAGGGUCUGCUGAAGGCCAAACAGGACCUGCUGGAUGGAGGCUAUGCCAAGUGUGACGAGUACAUCGAGGCCCUGAAGACGGGCAAACUGCAGCAGCAGCCAGGCUGCACGGCUGAGGAGACGCUGGAGGCCCUCAUCCUGAAGGAGCUGUCUGUUAUCAGAGACCAUGCCGGCAGCGCCUGCCUCAGAGAACUGGACAAGACCAACAGUCCUCUGAUUAUGGCUCUGUGUGGCUCCAAAGGAUCCUUCAUCAACAUCUCCCAGAUGAUCGCCUGCGUGGGCCAGCAGGCGAUAAGCGGCUCUCGAGUGCCCGACGGCUUUGAGAACCGCUCGCUGCCACACUUUGAGAAGCACUCUAAACUUCCUGCAGCUAAAGGGUUUGUAGCUGACAGCUUUUAUUCAGGCCUGACGCCGACGGAGUUCUUUUUCCACACUAUGGCUGGUCGAGAGGGCUUGGUGGACACCGCUGUUAAAACAGCGGAGACCGGAUACAUGCAGAGGCGUCUGGUGAAGUCGCUGGAGGACCUGUGUUCCCAGUAUGAUCUGACGGUACGGAGCUCCACUGGUGACAUCAUCCAGUUUGUCUACGGGGGGGACGGCCUGGACCCGGCCGCCAUGGAGGGGAAAGAUGAGCCGUUGGAGUUCAACAGAGUUCUGGACAACAUCCGGUCUGUCCAUACGUGUUCAGAGCAGCCAGCCCUUAGUAAGAAUGAGUUGGUCCUGACAGCAGAGUCCAUCAUGAAGAGGAGUGACUUCAAGUGCUGCCGAGACAGCUUCCUCGAGGCCUUGACAGACACGGGCUCAGAGAAGUAUAUGGAGGAGAUCAAAAAGUUCAUCAAGGCUACAUCUGAGAAGAUCAAGAAGACCAGGGACAAAUACGGCAUCAACGACAAUGGCACCACUGAGCCCAGAGUUCUGUAUCAGUUGGACCGCAUCACUCCCAGCCAGCUAGAGAAGUUUCUGGAGACCUGCAGGGACAAGUACAUGAGAGCUCAGAUGGAGCCGGGCUCAGCAGUAGGAGCCCUGUGUGCCCAGAGCAUUGGGGAGCCUGGGACCCAGAUGACCCUGAAAACCUUCCACUUUGCUGGGGUAGCCUCCAUGAACAUCACCCUGGGGGUCCCGCGCAUCAAGGAGAUCAUCAACGCCUCCAAGAACAUCAGCACACCUAUAAUCAGCGCUCACCUGGAUGUGGACGACGACGCAGACUUCGGCCGGCUGGUGAAAGGGAGGAUUGAGAAGACCCUUCUGGGAGAGAUUUCAGAGUACAUUGAAGAGGUGUUUCUGCCAGACGACUGUUUCAUUCUGGUCAAGCUGUCGCUGGAGAGGAUCAGACUGCUACGGCUAGAGGUGAAUGCAGAGACAGUCCGCUACUCUAUCUGCAUGUCUAAGCUGAGAGUGAAGCCUGGAGACAUAGCUGUACACGGGGAGGCAGUGGUCUGUGUAUCUCCCAGGGAAAACAGCAAGAGCUCCAUGUACUACGUCCUCCAGUCUCUAAAGGAUAACCUGCCCAAGGUGGUGGUACAGGGUAUCCCUGAGGUCUCCAGAGCUGUCAUUCACAUCGACGAGCAGACCGGCAAGAACAAGUACAAGCUGCUGGUUGAGGGAGACAACCUACGCAGUGUCAUGGCAACCCACGGUGUCAACGGCAACAGGACCACCUCAAACAACACCUAUGAGGUUGAGAAGACGAUUGGUAUCGAGGCUGCUAGGUCCACCAUCAUCAAUGAGAUCCAGUACACCAUGGUGAACCACGGCAUGAGCAUCGACAGGCGACACGUCAUGCUCCUGGCUGACCUCAUGUCCUAUAAGGGUGAGAUCCUGGGUAUCACCCGGUUUGGCCUGGCUAAGAUGAAAGAGAGCGUGUUGAUGCUGGCGUCCUUCGAGAAAACUGCCGACCAUCUUUUUGACGCUGCGUACUUUGGUCAGAAGGACUCGGUCUGUGGUGUAUCUGAAUGCAUCAUCAUGGGAAUCCCCAUGAACAUCGGUACAGGACUGUUCAAGCUCUUACACAAGGCUGAUAAGGACCCCACGCCACCCAGGAGACCCCUGCUCUUCGACAGUCCCGACUUCCACAUCCCCUUGGUUACAUAGUAGAACCCAGGGCUCGUGUCUGUCCCACACCCAACAUCUAAUAAUGUAAAAUAAUAUGGUCAUUUAGUAGAUGCUUUAAUCCAAAGGCUCCUACAGUUACAGUGACACAUCUGCAGUAUAUGUGGCCAUUGUGGGAAUCAACCCCACAACCCUUACUGUACUGAUCUGAUCAAGGCACUCUCAUUGUAUAUGCUGCUUUUGCUAUCUCUGUGUGUGUGUGUGUGUGUGUGUGUGGGGGGGGGGUUAGGGUGGGGUUAGGGUUAGGGUGGUGUGGGGUUAGGGGGUGUGUGUGUGUUUGUGGCGUUGGGGUGGUGUGUGUGAUGGAGCAAAGAGAGCAUGGGGCCUCUCCGUGAAGCUUCAUAUAAUAACAUCUUCCUUUUGGCUUUCUGUUUAUUGUGUUAUUUUAUACCACUUCUUCUAAUUCACAGGACUACAGGUGAGAGAAGUGCCUGUCAAAACGUCUCCAGCUCUUCCACAAUGGAACACGGACGUUCCCCUGUUUUUUUAUUUGUUUAGUCGUGGCCUCAUGCUAACUCUCUUUAUUAUGUUCCUUGUCUGUUUUCCCCACGCUUCCCCUUUCUGAACUGACAAUAAAGUGACGCUGGAAAGAGA